Messenger RNA from Ooceraea biroi (clonal raider ant), 2075 nucleotides. RefSeq names its product mitochondrial ribosomal protein S30 (gene mRpS30). Lineage: Eukaryota; Metazoa; Arthropoda; Insecta; Hymenoptera; Formicidae. The record is from RefSeq and is a predicted model, not a curated record. Gene Ontology annotation, molecular function: structural constituent of ribosome. Gene Ontology annotation, biological process: translation. Gene Ontology annotation, cellular component: mitochondrion; ribosome; mitochondrial large ribosomal subunit.
UCGCGUGCUCCGAAAUUUAUAACAAAAAAAGAUUAUAUUAUGUAUAUCUUUUUAAUGUGACCGGCCAGACGAGCUUCCCAAAAUCAAUUCGGAAUUAAUCAGUUGGCCCACUACUCGAAUUAAUUUCCACUGUACAAACAUCGAGACGUGAUAUAACCUAUACAAAACACAGAAUUAUGAUUGAAUUUAUAUAAUAAAAAUUAAUUAAUCUGAAAUCAAAUACAUUUUUGAUCAUUGAAACUGGUCCAAUAAUCGUGAGGUGACAUAUAACUUAUAAAGUGCAAGUUGCUGCUUUGAUAGAAAACAUGUCUUUGUUUUCAAUCAACUUUGUUCAAAUCCGGAGGCUAUCGCUUAUUGUCAAGGUACCAAAUUAUGGAAAACAGAAGAAAUACAGAGGACAAAGCGUUACCUAUGGCGAGUUAAAGAAGAGAGAAGCUGCGCUGAAUAAACCUAAACGGUUUACUAAAAAUACAGCGGAAUCAUUGUAUCCACCUAUUGAACACUUAGACAAGAGGCAAAAGAAGCAGCAGAUCGUUCACGAAGAGAUUAAGAAUCUGGAAACCGUGGAGGAGAAGAUUUUCAAGAUAAAUAUGCCACGAUAUUAUGGCUGGAAAUCAUUGAUCCUACAUGAACAUAACAUACAAUAUAAUUCUUUGCCAUAUGUACAACAGAUUACGAGAACACACAUCGUGAAAGAGUCUGGUCUUCCGGCUUAUUAUGACAACGUAAUUUCAAAUGACCAGCUGGACAACAUAGUACAAGAGAUCAAAGGUAGCGUGGAGGAUAAUAUAGCUUUUGAAUAUUGUAGAAGAAAACGGGACGAAACCAAAAUGGAAAUGUUGAACGAAAAUAAUGAACAUUUUAAAACGAAAAAGUUUAUCCAGAAAAUUAAUAGAACAAUACUCAUACAUCUAUCCUCCAAAUAUCCGCAUUUAUUAAAUGCGGAAGUCGAUUAUGAGCCAAGGUUGGAAGCAUCCUGGUUCUUGGGCGGUCUGGAACCAUCUGCACGUCAUAGGAUGGUGCGUAAAAAAAACAAAUGUCUUCGUAAAUUUGCUGACGAGCCAGUAACCAUUCCUGUUCAAUAUGACGGUCACCCCGUGAUGCACCUGAGACACAAGCACCCACUGAGGGAGAUUGUCCCUCUGAGCGAGUGCACGAAUCCAGCUUAUGAUGUGCCUACGUACGAGUUCUCUCCUGAAACAUUGGGUUAUAAAUUUGGUUUGCAACAUUUGACCAAUAUACCUGGCUUCUGGCCCGGGGACGAGAGCGAAUUUGGAUUAUUGUCUUAUCACACUUGUAAAAAUCUAGAAGACAGAACAAAGAAAUAUAACGACAUAACGGACUAUUACGCGACACUCUCAGCGCAGGCCAUAUUAGCAUCCUACAGCUGGUUAUUGUCGCAAGCCUGUUAUCAAGGUUUUUCUACUUACAAUGACAUUACCUAUCCACUAACGACUCAAACUGUCAUUACAAAUGGAAAGUCGUGGUCAUUCUGCGUUUAUCAGCUUAAUACUAUAUUAUUGCACUCCCAGCACGUGAAGGAAAAUCCAAAACGCAACAUGUGCUGGAUCACAGAGCCGCUGAAAUUGUUUGACAAAAUAGAGAACGAAAAAAUUCACGGUCUAAAUGAACAAGUUCUCAAGACCUUGGUCAAAUUUUACGUAAAUGCUCCCGAGGAAAGGCAGGAUGUAAACCUGAAACCUUAUUUAGGAGAAUCGGUGAAAGUGAUAGCCGACAUAGAGCACGACGAGAGGAGAAACUGGCUGGAGAAACAGUACAAGCAUCUCAUGUGUAAUAGGUCGAGGCACAGGCGGAUACCAGAAAUUUAUCAAUGGCAAAAAAUCUACAUGAUUCAACAUAAAACUCGUCCGAUGGAAAAGAGACGAGAACCGUGGCAAUUCGGCAUCAAUGUAAUGCAUCGUCGAUUGGACGAUCAUACGCCACGAUACGUACCGAAGUGUCUACGAGAGAAUCCCAAGAAGAAAAGAAUAGGACGAUGGGAAAAAACCUAUUAUCCGUGAUUAAAACUGUAUGUAAUAACGCAUUGAACGUAUAAAUAUAUCGUGUGAUCGAAA